This is a messenger RNA of Caenorhabditis elegans, 1056 nucleotides long. Lineage: Eukaryota; Metazoa; Nematoda; Chromadorea; Rhabditida; Rhabditidae. The record is from the annotation of a RefSeq genome assembly.
AUGGUUACCUGGAAGCAGCUGCAAUACAAUAUCCAGAUUGUUGGGGCCAGCGUUGCCUUGAUAUUGAAUUGUAUUCUAAUUAAGCUAAUUAUCAAGCACUCACCGAAAGAAAUUGGUGAUUAUAAAUACUUAAUGUUAUUUAUUUCUUGUUUUGAGAUGGUUUAUUCAGUACUUGAUGUAAUAAUUCAGCCGAUGUGCCACUCUUUUCAAACCACAUUUAUGAUUAUCGUAGAUGCAACAUUAUCUGAAAUCGAUAAACGUUUCUGGCAAACUUUGGCAUUAAUCUACGCUGAUUUUUUUGCCUCCACGAUGGCAAUAUUCUUAGUUCAUUUCGCAUAUCGUUACUGGGCAAUAAGUGGCGUGAACGAAAAUAAGUUGAAAUGGUUUCAAAGACCAAGAAUUUUUAUAUGGCUUCUUGCUCCAUUUUUAGUUUCGGUCAUCUGGACAAUUGGCAUCCUCAAUGGAGCCCUCCCACGAGAAAGUACCAAUGACUAUUUAAGAGAUUACGCUUUUGAAAGGCUCGGCUUGAAUAUCAGUGAAAUUGUGUAUUUCGCUCCUUAUUAUUAUGAUCACAACGAGCAUGGUGAAAACGUUAUAUUUUGGCCAUCUCUGGUUACAAUCUUUAUGGUUUCAUCGACCAUCAUCAUAUCUCUUGUGUUCUCAAUCUACUAUGGAGUGAAGUGUUGGCGAAGAAUGCGUGCAAUUUUUUCAAGUUCCUCUUCUUAAUUUCAAAUUAUUCAUAGCCAAUUAUUCUACGCUUUGGUGGCUCAAACUAUGAUUCCAGUAAUUCUAAUGCACUUUCCAGUUCUGACAAUGCUCAUUUGCUCUAUAUUGGAAAUUGAUGCAGGCGCUUUCAGCAGUAUUGUUCCAGUGACAAUUGCACUAUUUCCGACUUUGGAUCCAUUGCCAACUAUGAUCAUUGUGUCUCAUUAUCGGAAUGCGAUCAAGAAUUACUUUUUAUCACGAUUUAAAAAGUGUCGAAAAUCAAAGUGUGGAAAAUGUCUGAAAAAGAAACUAGUAGUAAAUCGCGGUUCAUCAGUCGUACCACAAAACUAA